Messenger RNA from Myotis davidii, 689 nucleotides. It is a transcript of the gene RHEX, whose product is annotated as chromosome unknown open reading frame, human C1orf186. Lineage: Eukaryota; Metazoa; Chordata; Mammalia; Chiroptera; Vespertilionidae. Bases 131 to 529 code for a protein of 132 amino acids. The record is from RefSeq and is a predicted model, not a curated record. Gene Ontology annotation, cellular component: plasma membrane. The transcript has 4 exons.
UGACGGGUCUGCUGGAGCCACUGCUUGGAAACGAGGUACCCAGGGUGGCUCCUCUCAAGUCUCUUCCUGCUGCACCAGGAAGCGCCUGAGCCCCACUCACAACCCCAGGCCGCUCUGCAGGAAGCUGGCCAUGCUGACAGAAGGCAUGCAGCUCUGGCAUGGCUUAGUGAUCGCAUUCGUGUCCCUGGUCCUACAGGCCUGCCUCCUCGCAGCCAUCUACUACCUGCUCAGCAGACACAUGGCCAAAGAGAACGAACAGUUACUCAGAAGAUCCAGGCUCUGGGCCCCCAGGCCCAGCCCUGCCCACCACUGCUCACCUGCUGCACAGGAGGCGAAGGAGACGAAGGAGACCUGGGCCGAGAGCAGCACCCCUGCACGGGGGUCCCGUUACAGGAAGUUGGACUAUGAGGACAUCGAGGACGUGACAGAUUACGUCAAUGUCGACCCAAAAAGCCACAAGCACAAUUUCUGGACUUUUGUGAACCCUGCUGCCUCCGAGUCCGUGGAAUACUCUCAAGUGGCCAUGUGAAUUCCAGGGUCUGCUUUUAAAAGGGGGUCAAGUUCUCUACAAAUUCUCGUACUUAUUUUGUAGGGAAUUACUUUCUGUUUUGGGUGUGUGUGUGUGUGUGUGUGCGUUUUAACAAGGCUUGGGGGGAAAAAAUAGGCUGUAUCUCAGCAAGAAAGGAUCA